Arachis duranensis is the source of this 975-nucleotide messenger RNA. RefSeq lists its product as uncharacterized. Gene Ontology annotation, molecular function: rRNA (adenine-N6-)-methyltransferase activity; nucleic acid binding. The transcript has 9 exons. The record is from RefSeq and is a predicted model, not a curated record. Bases 128 to 760 code for a protein of 210 amino acids. Lineage: Eukaryota; Viridiplantae; Streptophyta; Magnoliopsida; Fabales; Fabaceae. Gene Ontology annotation, biological process: rRNA methylation.
GAAACAAAGUUUGCGACCAUCAGCGAGCUGCAACAAAAAGAAAAAUCUAACUCCUCGCCUUUCCCUGUACAAAAAAAAAAAACUCCUUGCCUUUCAUCGCCGUCGCCGGCAAAAUUCGUCGGAAAUUAUGAAGCUGAAGCAGUUGGAAGGCCUCCUCGGUGGUCUUGACCAGUUCCCAAACCCCAAGGUGGAGCUUGAACAGUACCCAACGGGACCCCAUAUAGCUUCUCGAAUGCUCUUCACGGCAGAAAAUUCUUUUGAGGACAUAAGUAACAAAGUAGUGGCUGACUUCGGAUGUGGUUGCGGUACGUUAGGUGUUGCAGCUGCUCUUUUGAGUGCAGAACAUGUUCUCAGCAUUGACAUUGAUCCAAAAUCUCUUGAAAUAGCAUCUCUUAAUGCUGAGGAACUUGAGGUGGAUAUGGAUUUUAUUCAGUCUAAUGUCAUGGACUUGAGGUGGAGAGGCCAAAUUGUUGAUACAGUUAUCAUGAAUCCUCCUUUUGGAACUCGGAAAAAGGGCGCAGAUUUGGACUUUCUCAAUGUUGCUUUGAAGGUUGCUUCUCAAGCUGUUUAUUCAUUGCAUAAGAGUUCCACAAGAGAGCAUGUGAAACGAACAGCUUUAAGAGAUUUCAACGCUAGCAAUGCCGAAGUUCUAUGUGAGCUUCGAUAUGAUCUGCCGAAGCUAUACAAAUUUCAUAAGAAGAAAGAGGUAGACAUUGCCGUUGACCUCUGGCGUUUUGUACCAGGAAAGCAUCAAAGCUAAAAGGCAUUUGGCACAGACAAGUAUGAUUAAAGGAGAAACUUUGUUGUUGUUGUUUUUUUAUUUUAUUUUCUCAGUUUAAAAUGCUCUUGCACAUUAAGUAAUGAUUCCUUUAUACUUGUGCGUAUAUGUGAAUUCAAUAGUUGAGGAAGGAUCCUCUUGUCAUGAAAUCAAAUGACUUUAUGAAUCUAUAAAGUGUGGGGAUUUCUUAUUGAAAA